Messenger RNA from Megalops cyprinoides (Indo-Pacific tarpon), 1373 nucleotides. It is a transcript of the gene gpm6ab, whose product is annotated as glycoprotein M6Ab. Gene Ontology annotation, biological process: neuron projection development. Bases 535 to 1371 code for a protein of 278 amino acids. Gene Ontology annotation, cellular component: axonal growth cone; plasma membrane; neuronal cell body. The transcript has 7 exons. NCBI's taxonomy places the organism in Eukaryota, Metazoa, Chordata, Actinopteri, Elopiformes, Megalopidae. The record is from RefSeq and is a predicted model, not a curated record.
CAGGGGGAACGUGGGCUGGUGGUCCGCUUGUCUCUGCGAUACACCCACCCCCCCCCCCCUUCCCAUCUGGUCGUAGUGCGGAGUGCUGUUUUCAGUGCGGGCGCAUCUACUUCAACACAAACCCCAACCCAUCUCCAUAAACACCUGCCCUGCUUAGGUCGAGAGCGGCUGGAAGAUAAGCGCCUCUUUUCCCCCUUGCAGACGGCGUACAAUUUUUUGCCCCCUCGAUUCCCUGGGAGAGUUUACUUCGACGCACGGGCCGUAGUGGCUUACAAUGGACUGCGUUGGGAAGAAAAAUUGAUAAUCUUCACGGAAGAGUAAUUUGAAUGAAAUCGCUGUUGACAAGCAGUCUCAGAGCGAAGCGAGGAGGGAGAGAGUCUGCCAGCUAAACUGCGAGGACUGUCCUAGGUCACUAUCGCGGGUGCUUCCUGGGGAACAACAAAAUAACAAAACACAAAAAAACGGGGGUUUUGUCCGUCUUGCCGAGGGCUUUGUUGAAUCCCGUGCCACCGCUCCAAAUCAGAGCUAGCAACAAUGGAAGAGAACAUGGAAGAGGGACAGACACAAAAAGGGUGCUUUGAGUGCUGCAUCAAAUGCCUGGGUGGCAUCCCGUACGCGUCUCUGAUCGCCACCAUCCUGCUGUAUGCCGGCGUGGCGCUGUUCUGCGGCUGCGGCCACGAGGCGCUCUCCGGCACCGUCACCAUCCUGCAGAACUACUUCGAGGUGGUGAGAGGACCCGUCGACUCCCUGGACGUCUUCACCAUGAUCGACAUCUUUAAGUACGUGAUCUACGGCGUGGCGGCUGCCUUCUUCGUAUACGGCAUCCUGCUGAUGGUGGAGGGCUUCUUCACCACCGGGGCCAUCCGGGAUCUCUACGGUGACUUCAAGAUCACCACCUGCGGCCGCUGUGUCAGCGCCUGGUUCAUCAUGCUGACCUACAUCUUCAUGCUGGCCUGGCUGGGCGUGACCGCCUUCACCUCCCUGCCCGUCUUCAUGUACUUCAACAUCUGGACUAUCUGCCAGAACACCACCGUGGUCGAGGGGGCCAACCUCUGCCUCGACCUGCGUCAAUUCGGAAUCGUGACCAUUGGAGAGGAGAAGAAGGUCUGCACUGGAUCUGAGAAAUUCUUCAAGAUGUGCGAAUCCAAUGAGUUGGACCUGACGUUCCACUUGUUCAUCUGUGCCCUGGCAGGGGCGGGGGCGGCGGUCAUCGCCAUGGUUCAUUACCUAAUGGUGCUCUCUGCCAACUGGGCUUAUGUGAAGGACGCGUGCAGGAUGCAAAAGUACGAGGAUAUCAAAUCUAAGGAGGAACAGGAACUCCACGACAUCCAUUCCACUCGCUCCAAAGAGCGACUCAACGCCUACACAUAAAA